AUGUCUGGAGUAUCCUACAAGACAUAUGCUGCCUUCCUCAGAUUGUUUUGUUGUUUCCACAUAGUCUUCCCUGUCCAUCUGAAUGAUGCAAAGUGCGGCUUCUCAGGGCCAAGAACCACCCUAAACCGUUCCGUGAGGAUCAUUGGAGGGUCCGAGGCCAGACAAGGGUCCCAUCCAUGGCUGGUGUCUCUCAGGAUCAGAGGGUCACAUUUCUGCGCCGCAGCCAUCUUGACAGACCACUGGCUUUUAACAGCUGCUCACUGUUUUGCGAGUGUAUCAGUGGACCUCCUGCACUCUGUCGAGGCUGUAGCAGGUGAUUUUAAUCUCAGAAAGGUCGACAGAGGAGAGCAGACCUUCGGCGUAAAGACCGUGAAGUUCCAUGAAAAGUAUCAACACUCCUCGCCAAUGAGCCAUGACAUCGCUCUCCUGGAGAUCAAAGGACGUAUUCAGUUUGGUAAUUUGAUCAAACCUGUCUGUCUUCCAAAUCCCGGUGAAAGGUUCCCACCUAAGACCAUGUGUGUUGUUGCUGGUUGGGGUCGUAUUAAAGACAGAGGACCGCUGCCUUUGGUUCUUCAGGAGGUGGAUUUGGACGUGGUUGAGCAAAGCAGAUGCAAACACGUUCUGCAAACUCUUAGACCUGGACAAAAGGUCUUUACAGUCCUGUGCGCUGGUCCAGAGAGAGGAGGUAGAGAUGCCUGCCAAGGGGAUUCUGGGGGUCCUCUUCUCUGUCCCAGGGCAGACGGUAGCUUGGUUGCAGUGGGGGUCACCUCAUGGGGUAAGGGUUGCGGCCGAAGCUGGAAUAACAACAAGAUCAAACCUCCAUCGAGAAGAGGCUCUCCUGGAGUAUUCACUGAUGUCUCAUUGUUCCUGUUAUGGAUUAAGAUUAAUUUUAAGAAAGGCUGGUAUUGUUUCUGCAAUUUACCUUUAAAAUCUCUGUGCAGUGUAGAAGAUGGUGCUGUAUCUGACAGUAAAGGCAUUAUCAGAAAUCCAGCUCAUUCGGAGCAAAGCUACAAUAACAAUGAGAUAUGUCUGUGGUCCAUUCGUGUCACAGGUGGUAAGCAUGUUUUAUUGGAGUUUCAAGAGUUCGGCCUGGAGAACGACAUGCGGUGCCAAAGCGACCAUUUGACAGUGUUUGUUGAUGGAAAGAGGCGAAUCGGGCAGUUCUGUGGCAGUCAAAGCCCUUCUCCAGUUCUUAUUGUGGGUUCCCAAAGUGUCACAGUGCAGUUUGUGUCGGAUGUAAGCAGAACAGGGACCGGAUUCAUCAUGCAGUUCAGCGACGUUGAGGAAGAGUAUAGUUUUGGAGCAGAAUGUGGAACAGUGGUGCUGUUACAAUCCAAAGAGGCUGUGCAGAGCCCCGCCCACCCACAACCCUACAACAACAACACCCUGUGCCGUUGGGUCAUCUAUGCCCCAGAAGGUUAUAUAGUCAAGCUGAACUUCAACGACUUUGACCUUGAAGAGUCUGAGAACUGCCAAUAUGAUUCGCUUACAGUUUUUGGAGAUAUUAAUGGAGAGGACGAAAUAGUGGUUGUAUGUGGCAGGAGUGUUCCCCCAGCUGUCCUCAGCUCCAGUCAUAUAAUGGUUCUGCAGUUCAGCACAGACAGUAGCGUAUACGGCCGCGGUUUCAACGCCUUCCUUUCUUUUAUCAGCAGAAGAGAUCUCAGAGAUACGGCGUAUGAAGAUAAGAGGGAGGAAGCAGAUGAUAACAGCAAAGUUAUUUUACCACAUUUGCGGCCUGGUUUGUCCUGCACAUACCUUUACUGUUAUGCUUACUAUUCUGAUAGUUUCACAAGAGGCUCCUUUGAGACCUCUUAUUUACCUCGAAACAUCGAUCGUGUAGGUGAAUUUGGUUUUACCACGAACACUCAGUGGCAUUCCAUAGAUUUCACAGCUGCGUGCGGAAUUCCUGAUGUCUAUGCUGUCUCUGGGUUGGACGCCCUGAGGAAAGCAGAGGAUGAUGGGAUUCAUGCCUGGCUGGGGCACGUGAGCAUUGGUCUGGGUGCAGGUCAUGAGUGCAGUGGGGUUAUAAUCAGAACAACAUGGAUUCUUACUGUCGCACACUGUGUCUAUAACCUGGAGGAGAAACUGUUGAGAUUUAUAACAGUAAGAACAGGGAGUUUAAAGGAACAGACCCAUGAUGUCAUCAGAGUACUCAUACACCCUCAUUUCAACUCCUCCUCUCUGAACUACAACGCAGCUUUGCUUCAGCUAAACUCUCCUUUCAAUCUUGGUGAAAGCACACGGCCUGUCUGUCUCCCCUCGGCUGGACAGGAAAUCCCCCCCUCCCUCCUCUGCUGGGCUGCGGCGUGGACCAGCCAAAUGUCAGGACAUGGCCGGUACCAAUCAGUACAGCUAAAAAUAUCUGUGCUGGAAAGAACGGAGUGUGAACAACACUUCAGAAGCAGAUUGACACCUACUAUGCUAUGUGCUGGACUGACUGAACUGGACACUGCAGGGUCGUGCAUGUAUCAGUGGAUUGAUUCAGGUGGACCUCUUUUUUGUCUCAGCAACAUAUCCGGUGUUGUUUUGAUGGGGGUGAAGAGCUGGGGAGAACCAUGUGGUGGGAUGCAGAGAUCUGCAGUAUAUACUUCAGUUCCAGCCGUCAUGCACUGGGUCUCACAGCAACUGGACACAAACUGGGGCCCCUGAGAGGUACACUUCAUUGGCUGAAUAUUACUGACUCCACCCACUCUACAGACGCUCUCUAACUGUGCUGGUGCAAAGGUUGGAAUACAGGAAAAAAUGAA
Triplophysa rosa is the source of this 2747-nucleotide messenger RNA. RefSeq names its product ovochymase-2-like. Bases 1 to 2649 code for a protein of 882 amino acids. Gene Ontology annotation, molecular function: serine-type endopeptidase activity. NCBI's taxonomy places the organism in Eukaryota, Metazoa, Chordata, Actinopteri, Cypriniformes, Nemacheilidae. The transcript has 20 exons. Gene Ontology annotation, biological process: proteolysis. The record is from RefSeq and is a predicted model, not a curated record.